AUGGACUAUCAGGCGGAGAUUGAGGAUCAGCUCAGGACCAAUGUGCAGGCCCCAGGCCAAUGCCUGAGAGAUUUUGCGUACGACCAUCGAGCUCUCUGUCUAAAGUGGAGACCAGAUAUGACGGAGGCCGACAUGCUGGUGAAGGUGGGAUCUCUUAUUGAGAAAGACUGGAGCAACACAAAGGACUAUUGGAGCAGUGUUCAGCAGUCACAUCCUCCUAAAAGGGUGGGCAAAAAGAACGACCAUGGUCCAAACCGGAGCUCCGGUGGCGACGUCGCUACAGCUUUGGGCGAGCCGUCUCUCCUUGUCGUGCCGGUUCUACCUUCGCGGUUCCAAAGGCGAUGCGGUACUCGAUUCGGGAUGCACUUACUCCCUCAUGAGCACUCACUAUGGAAGGCCAUCAAGAAGGACGGAGAGAUUCUAGCGUCGAGUGAAAUCCCAAAGUUCGUAAUGGCCAAUGGUCAAGAGAACAAGGCUCUUGGGAAAGCCACCUUGCUCUUUUGUCUCCACGAUUUCCAUGGCAUGCUCGGAGUCCACGUUCUUGCUGACGACAACCUCUGCAUGCCACUUCUCUUGGGACUCGACUUUAUGUCCAUGUGCCAAGUAACUCUGAAGCCACAUUGUAGACGUUACAUAAUGCCGGGUGGCAAAGAGUACGCGUUUCUCCCCCCAAAGAGAUUGCUAAGGCCCAAGAGGCGGACCCUUCCUGUCAAGAGCUCGGGCCGUCUGACCGCCAAGCAAGCCCGGGUCGCAUCCAAUUACCAACUCCAACAGGACGUGUGGUACAGAGGCGUACCUUCCAAGUACGGAGGUUUUAAUUACCAAGUGGUGGUUCCGGCCGCGUUGCAGGUCCCUAGGGCCAGCAGAGUGGGACUGCACUCCCACUCUGCUGGAGCAUGUCUGCCUGAGUGCUACGGAGUUCUCGCGAGACGGUCCGCUCCGGACCCCGGGGUCUUGCUGGAGAAGGCCGGGCCGAGCGCAAAGCGGCCCGUGGAGGAGCGGCCCGUGGAGGAGCGGCCCACGGAGGAGCGGCCCACGGAGGAGCGGCCCACGGAGGAGCGGAGCGCCGUCUGGGAAACCGCUCCCUGA
Knipowitschia caucasica is the source of this 1089-nucleotide messenger RNA. The record is from the annotation of a GenBank genome assembly. Lineage: Eukaryota; Metazoa; Chordata; Actinopteri; Gobiiformes; Gobiidae.